GCGAGGGGCGCAGCAGCGCGGGGCUCCGCCGGGAAGAUGGACGAGUUCCAGACGGGAGAGGAGACAUCUUUUGUUGUUGAUGAAGUCAGCAGCAUCAUUAAAGAGGCCAUAGAGGGUGCUAUUGGUGGCAAUGCCUACCAGCACAGCAGAGUGAACCAGUGGACAACAAGCGUGGUGGAACAAACCCUGAGCCAGCUCACAAAGCUGGGGAAGCCCUUCAAGUACAUUGUGACCUGUGUGAUUAUGCAAAAGAAUGGUGCUGGGCUACAUACAGCAAGCUCUUGCUUCUGGGACAACUCCAGUGAUGGAACCUGCACUGUGAGAUGGGAGAAUAAGACCAUGUACUGUAUUGUCAGUGCCUUUGGACUUGCAAUAUAAUUGCCUUGAAAUUGUUCAUUCUUCUCUUUUUUAAUCCAGCACUUGAUUCCAUCUCCACUCAAACUGUGAAUACCUGAACAACUUGUUUUUAAUGGAAUUUUUUUAGUAACUUUUCUUCAAAGGUAGAAAUUUGAAAACAUGCUGUUACCUGUUUUAUGUUUGUACCUAGUACCAUACCAGUGUUUUCUAUACUUUUUAUCACUUCAAAACUUCUCUUCAAGGUGCUAAUACUGAAAUCUGCUGCAGAAUAAACACAUUCUCUGGAUUUCUUUUCUUAUACCAAUAUAAAUAAGACACUGACUUUCACACUUUGUACUUUUGGUUAGCAUUAAAUUAUUGAAAU
Molecule: messenger RNA, 721 nt
Organism: Cinclus cinclus
Lineage: Eukaryota; Metazoa; Chordata; Aves; Passeriformes; Cinclidae
Gene: DYNLT1
Product: dynein light chain Tctex-type 1
Exons: 5
Coding region: 37-378 (113 amino acids)
Biological process (GO): microtubule-based movement
Cellular component (GO): cytoplasmic dynein complex; cytoplasm
Molecular function (GO): dynein intermediate chain binding
Source: RefSeq, a predicted model, not a curated record